Messenger RNA from Gigantopelta aegis, 1008 nucleotides. RefSeq names its product poly(ADP-ribose) glycohydrolase-like. Gene Ontology annotation, molecular function: poly(ADP-ribose) glycohydrolase activity. Gene Ontology annotation, cellular component: cytoplasm; nucleus. The record is from RefSeq and is a predicted model, not a curated record. NCBI's taxonomy places the organism in Eukaryota, Metazoa, Mollusca, Gastropoda, Neomphalida, Peltospiridae. Gene Ontology annotation, biological process: carbohydrate metabolic process; nucleotide-sugar metabolic process; ATP generation from poly-ADP-D-ribose. The transcript is spliced from 10 exons. The coding region runs from base 1 to 1008 and encodes 335 amino acids.
AUGGUGAAAACUCAUCUGCGGCACAUUGAAGAUAGUGAAAGAUUUGAAUUCUUCGGAACAACCCUAAAAGCUAUGGUUGACAAGAGCAUAUCAAUGAGUCAGGAGCAAGUCGCGUGUUUGCUGGCCAACGCUUUCUUCUGCACGUUUCCGCGGAGAAACUCUAAAAACCGACAUGCAGAAUAUUCCAGCUAUCCGGACAUUAAUUUUAACAAUUUGUUUCAAGAUGCACCCACUUAUAAAAAGAUGCAGAAGCUCCAGUGCAUUAUACAUUAUUUCAAACGGGUAACUACACAAGUGCCAUUGGGUGUGGUCACAUACACACGGCAAAGUGUUUCCAAAUUCCCUGAUUGGGAUGAGCUUACGGUUAACCUACCAAGACUGCAUGUGUCUUCUGAUGGUACAAUAGAGGAUGAUGGUAAAGGAAUGUUACAGGUUGUUUUUGCAAACAAAGUCAUCGGUGGAGAAGAGUUGCACCAUGGCUGUGGACAGGAGGAGAUUCGAUUUCUGAUCUGUCCGGAGAUGCUACUCACUCGCUUGUUUACAGAGACUCUCGAUAAGAACGAAAGCGUCAUUAUGCUGGGUUGCGAACAAUUUAGCGAGUACAAAGAUUAUGCAGACACAUUCUCUUGGGAUGGAAAUCACUCUGAUAAAACAAGCAGGGAUAUCAACGGUCACCUGUGUACCGAGGUUGUAGCAAUUGAUGCUCUUGUGAUACACAAACAUUGUGACCAGUUCCAGCCACGCAUGGUGGUCAGAGAACUGAACAAGGCAUUCAGUGGUUUUUGCAGUAGGAGUAAUGAGCCCAAGCUGCCUGCCGUGUGCACAGGAAACUGGGGAUGUGGGGCUUUGGAAGGAGACAAGAAACUUAAAGCUUUGAUUCAGUUGUUUGCGGCUGCCGCAGCUGGACGAGAUGUCUGCUACUUCGCGUUUGAAGAUGAGAAUCUUGUGGAUGAGCUGUAUGAAAUACACAAAUAUCUGACAGAAGAAAAUCCCCUUGAAAUAGGUUAG